This is a messenger RNA of Aethina tumida (small hive beetle), 1172 nucleotides long. RefSeq names its product trypsin-1. Gene Ontology annotation, biological process: proteolysis. Gene Ontology annotation, molecular function: serine-type endopeptidase activity. NCBI's taxonomy places the organism in Eukaryota, Metazoa, Arthropoda, Insecta, Coleoptera, Nitidulidae. The record is from RefSeq and is a predicted model, not a curated record. The coding region runs from base 53 to 934 and encodes 293 amino acids. The transcript has 7 exons.
UUCGUAAGUUAUUUCGUUUAGUUAGUUUUAGUACAUCAUCCACAAAAUUAAAAUGGCUUUUUUCAACACUUUUGCGUUAGUACUUUGUGCGUUCACCAUUAGUGUUUUUAGUGCACCGUCUGAGGAAAAUCGAGGGAGUUUCAGAGUCCGACGAAACGUUUGUGACUGUGCUUGUGGCGUAAGCAACAGACAGAUGAGAGUAGUUGGUGGAGAAGUGACCAAAAUUAAUGAAUUUCCUUGGAUCGGCGGGCUCAGUAAAGGAGGCGAAUUUCUAUGUGGGGUGACCCUAAUUACCAAGAAGCACGUUAUUACAGCAGCUCACUGUGUCUCUGGUUUUGACAUGAGAGAAUUGAACAUUGCCUUCUCCGACCACGACAGAACCGCCGUCAAUCGUUUCUCCCGUAUAACCGUACGCGGCGUGAAGAAAAUUAGAGAACACGAAGCCUUUGAUGCUUAUACAUACAACAACGACAUCGCAGUGCUGGAACUGGACGAACCUGUUGACUUCGGUUCUUCAAUACAGCCAAUCUGUUUACCGGAAGCAGGUGCCGACUAUUCAGGAAGAAUUGCCCUUGUAGCGGGAUGGGGAAGAACUGCAGAACAAUCUAAACCAUCCAACGUAUUGAGAAAAGUUGCUGUGCCAGUGUGGAGCAAGAAAGAGUGCAUCAGCUCCGGCUACGGAGAAAGGAAGAUCUCAGAAAAUAUGUUUUGUGCCGGCUAUCCUGACGGAGAGAAAGACGCCUGUCAGGGAGAUAGUGGCGGACCUUUACACAUGAGCAAUGAACUUGGAGAUAUGGAAUUAAUAGGUGUUGUUUCGUGGGGUAGAGGAUGUGCCAGGCCCAAUCUCCCUGGCGUAUACACCAAAGUAACGAACUAUUUGGACUGGGUUUAUGAAACUUUAAACGGCGAAUGUGUCUGUAACAGGAAGGUUUAGUAACAAACGUUCCUCAAUUCAAUUGUCUAGUCUAAUGUGUUUAGAAUCGAUUUAUUGUUAACUAUCGUCCUAUUUACGUGGGCGUUGCUAAAGAAAUAUUUUAAUGUUGUAAAACUUACCGACUGAUAAAUUUAGUUAAGUGAAACUGUUUAGAUAAUUAAGUAGAAUUUGAAAUAUGUGCCAAAGAUACCUACAUAUAUAAUAUAUAUUGUAAUUUAAAAAAUGGUUUUAUUUCUAA